AUGUUCAUGCAGUCGGCAGUCAGUCAAAGACAUCGAGACACUCGAACGCGACUGGAUCCUGGCUCAACUAAAGGCAGGCGGUGGACUAUGGGCCUGAUCCUGGGGUACACAAUUAUGUCUCUCAUGGUAGUCAAGGUCGCCUCCGCAGCAGCGCUUUAUCAGCAGCAACAUCUACAACAGCAACAUCUACAGUCCCCCAACGACAUUGAGUCCUCAGCAGACGAACCAUCAACCACGGAGCCUGAGCCUGAGCCCUCCGACGGCGACAGUGACAGCGACAUCGACAAGAUGCGGGCCAAGUUGCAGCAACUGCAGCAUGAGCAGCAGCAGCAGUAUAUGCGCCAGCAGCAACACCAGUUGCAACUGCAUCUGCAGCAGAUGCAGGCGACGCAGGGAGCUGCUGGGGAAACCGCCUACUUAUUGGAGCGUGCCGACAGCAACAUUGCACCCAUCUACGGGACGUGGCGCACGAAAGCGCAACGGCAGCAACACGCAACAUCGUCGCACGAACCGGACGACGCCCAUGUCUAUGAGCGUCUGCCCAAGCGAUCGGCGACCAUGACGCCUCUGAGGGGGCUGCUGCGUGACCAGAUGCCACGCCCACCACGUCUCACCACCCAGGACAUGCAGUUGUCCUUGGGCUCGCCGACCCCGCCGCCGGCGCCCACAAAGGCGUUGCUAAGGCGUCAGUACUCGGAAACUCCGGGAUCCCGUGCUCAACGAAACCAGGAGGACUUCAAGCCCAAGCCCUUUCACUUUCCCUACGAUGGCCCCCUGCCCGAGCAGUUCACCAAGGGGGCGACGGAAGGUCGACCGGAGCUGAACAACAUCCAGGACAUCCUGCAGCACCUGCACAUCGGUGGUCUGGCGCCCAGUAAGCUGCCACCCAUGGUAAUGAUGCCCACGGGCUUGCACAUUGCCGGUAGCUUCAAGAACCUCAAGUCCAGUGGCAUAGGGAACUUCUUUCGGGGGAAGCGCAACAAGAAGCAGAUGCAGUUUAGCAUUCCAAUGCCCAUGUUUCCCAUGGCCAUGCCCAUGCCAAUGCAGUGGUAUGCUCCUGGGGUCGGGAUGAUGCCCCACCAGAGGGUGGCCAUCGAUCAGUUGUAUCCCUACAAGCCCCGAUCCCCGCAAGAUGUUAAUCUGCUGGCCAUGCAGUCACUGGGCAAUGGGAAACCACUGUCGAAAAAGAAGAAAAAGAAGCAGCAGCAGCAGCAGCAACAACAAUUGCUGGAGCAUGGAAGCCAGCAGCAUUUUGUAGCAGAUCCCUUCGUGCAGCACUUUCCACCAUCUGUGCUUUCGCUGAAUGCCACUAGGCAGCCGCAGCUGAAGAGGGUUCCCUUCAAGGUCAAUCUGGAUAUAUAUCCAGUGCUGCCACCUUCGCGACCCGCGUCCGUGAUGCGACAUCCCUUCCAGCAGGAGUACGCCCUGCCCUCGCCGGCUGCCUUGACGGGGACCACAGCGGCCGCUUUCCACAUGGGUCACGGCCUCUACCAGACGCCCUUUAAGUUCCCCACCCAACAGCCAGUGGUUUUUCCCGAUCAGGCCACCAGAUAUAGUCAGCAGCAGGCCUUGUACCAGGCGCAGGCCCACAAGUUUCCGCCUCCGAAGAGCGUGCAUGCUGAUGAGGCCAUUUAUGGCCAGAGUCUGGGACAGAGUCAGGGUCAGGGUCCAGUGGAGAGCCAAACGAACCCAAUUAUGCUGCACCUGAACGUAUUCCCCAAGCAGAAACCCACUGCCACGAUUCGCAGCUCCACCAAUCCGUUUUACAACCACAACAUGCAACGCAACACGAUCAACUCGAACGAUUUGCCACCUCCCAAUCCGCCAAGUCCAAUAGAACCGAGACAAGCAGGUAAUGGUAACGUUACUCACCUGCAGCAACAGCAACAGCAGCAGCCACAGCAGCAACAUCAUCCAUUGUUCAAUCAAACCCAGCAGCAACACCAAACGUCACAACAGCAACAUCUGCAGACUCAGGCUGGCAAUCGCUCUAGUACCAUUUCCCGCAGCGAUCACCAGCCGCUGAUUGACUUUGAGCAUCCCAUUGUGGCCGCCGAACUGCCGGAUCCUGUCUCCUUGGCCAACUUUCGGCAGGAUCAUCGGUAUAGGAAAACGCCCGUGGACGAGCACUUUCGCUACCAGAAGAGCGCCAACAUCGAACAGUUGGCUGCCGAGGCCCAGACCGCCUCGCUCUUCCGCUUUCCCGUCGAGGAUCUGAUACAGUUCCAGGUGGAUGAUGCUCUCUAA
This is a messenger RNA of Drosophila rhopaloa, 2247 nucleotides long. RefSeq lists its product as uncharacterized. The record is from RefSeq and is a predicted model, not a curated record. The transcript is spliced from 2 exons. Bases 1 to 2247 code for a protein of 748 amino acids. NCBI's taxonomy places the organism in Eukaryota, Metazoa, Arthropoda, Insecta, Diptera, Drosophilidae.